GCCACAGCCCCUUUCUUGCACAUAGGAGCACUUGUGGCGGUCACGGCCCUGUCGUGGUUAAUAGCGGGGCAGUUUGCACGAACGGAGAAAGCCACUUCUCAGAUGCUGAUGUUCACUGCAUACCUCGCAGUUGUAGUUGCACUUUACCUCGUCCCCCUCACCAUCUCGUCCCCUUGCAUAAUGGAGAAGAAGGCUCUGGGACCAAAGCCGGCCAUUAUAGGUCACCGCGGAGCACCGAUGUUGGCACCAGAAAACACUCUGAUGUCCUUCCAGAAGGCAGUGGAGCAGAAGAUGUAUGGAGUCCAAGCUGAUGUCGUACUGAGCUAUGAUGGAGUGCCGUUUCUGAUGCAUGACAAGACACUCAGGAGAACAACAAACGUGGAGAAAGUGUUUCCAGAGCGGGCCUACGAGCACUCCUCCAUGUUCAACUGGACCGACCUGGAAAAGCUCAAUGCUGGGGAGUGGUUCCUACAGAAUGACCCUUUCUGGACGGCUGGGUCUCUCUCGAGGUCUGACUACUUGGAAGCUGCCAACCAGUCAGUCUGCAAGCUGGCAGAUAUGCUAGAGGUGAUCAAGGACAACACAUCGCUCAUCCUGAACUUCCAGGACCUGCCACCAGCUCAUCCUCACUACAGCACUUACAUCAACAUCACCCUGGAAACCAUCCUGGCAUCAGGAAUUCGGCAACAGGCU
Fulmarus glacialis (Northern fulmar) is the source of this 693-nucleotide messenger RNA. Its product is annotated as glycerophosphodiester phosphodiesterase domain-containing protein 5. The record is from RefSeq and is a predicted model, not a curated record. Gene Ontology annotation, cellular component: plasma membrane. Gene Ontology annotation, biological process: lipid metabolic process; positive regulation of neuron differentiation. Lineage: Eukaryota; Metazoa; Chordata; Aves; Procellariiformes; Procellariidae. The annotation marks the transcript as partial. The transcript has 5 exons. Gene Ontology annotation, molecular function: glycerophosphodiester phosphodiesterase activity.